Molecule: messenger RNA, 1587 nt
Organism: Pichia kudriavzevii
Lineage: Eukaryota; Fungi; Ascomycota; Pichiomycetes; Pichiales; Pichiaceae
Exons: 1
Coding region: 1-1587 (528 amino acids)
Biological process (GO): GPI anchor biosynthetic process
Cellular component (GO): endoplasmic reticulum membrane
Molecular function (GO): alpha-1,2-mannosyltransferase activity
Source: RefSeq, a predicted model, not a curated record
AUGUCGGAGAGAGAUCUAAUACAUAGAGAAGAUAGCGGGCUUCUGUGGUUGGAAAGAAAACUAGAAGUCCUUGGGAGACCAUCGGUUUGGUUAAUAAUUGCAUGGAGGUUGGUAAAUGCUUUCACUAUUAACACGUUUUUCCAAGCUGAUGAAUAUUGGCAGGCAUUGGAACCUGCCCAUGCAAUGGUAUUUGGAUAUGGGUAUUUGACAUGGGAAUGGAAACUUGGGCUCAGGUCGUUUUUGCAUCCUUUACUUUAUGUUGUGCCUUAUAAAUUUGUGGAUUAUUUCAACCUUGACUAUACAUAUCUCCUAGCUGCACCUAAAGUUGUGAACGCAUUGGUAGCAAUAAUAGGUGACUAUUAUCUUUAUGAUUUAAUCAGGUUGAAGUUUAGGAAUGAGAAAUUGGCUGUGUUGGUCUGUUAUCUAAGUCUGUUUUCUGCUUGGAAUUGGUUUUGCUGGUGUAGAUCAUUUGCAAAUUCACUUGAAUUAACAACAACCAUUGUCUCGCUAUACUACCUUUAUGCCAACAAUAUUCUCAUUGCACUAAUUACUGCAGCAUUAACAUGCCUUAUCAGGCCCACUAGUGCUAUAAUUUGGUUAAUUGUUUUACCCAGAAUCUUUUGGAAGAAUCCCAAGCAUAUAAUCACUGCCCUAGUCAUAGGAACCCUAGUAUGUUCAUUGGAUUUCCUUGUGAACUACUGGUUUUACAGAAAAGCAAAAUUUCCAUUGUUGAGCUUCUUCAGAUUUAAUGUGGCAGACAGUUUAUCGUCGUUUUAUGGUGUUUCCCGGCUAGACUUCUAUUUUUUACAAGCUAUCCCAGUUAUAACGUUGAACUACUUGCCAUUCUUUCUGUACGGAAUUGCGAAAACAUCUUGGUCGGACACUAAAUUUCUACUAUUGUGUUACAUCCUGAUUUUUAGCUUGAUCCCUCACAAGGAGUUCAGGUUUAUUUACCCACUCAUGCCCUUUAUUCUAACCUAUGUGGCAUAUGGUCUAUUUAAUAUUGCUAUUAAGGUUCGGGAAAGAACAAUGAAAAUUCUUAUAUUAAUCAGUGUCAUUAUAUCAGCUCAUCUUGCCUACUACUUCACACAAUACCAUGAAAUGGGAGAGUUAAAAUUACCUACGGUAAUCAGAAAUAAAGUUCUAGAGGCACACUGUGAUGAACCACUCAGUGUGGGAUUCCUAACUCCGUGCCAUUCAACUCCUUUCCAAUCGCAUAUCCAUUUGCCUAGCAGAGUAGUCAAUGUCUGGUUUCUAACUUGCGAACCGCCACUACCUCAUAACAUAAAGCCAGGUAUUACUUUGGAAUCGUACAUGGAUGAAUCAGAUUACUUUUAUGAAAACCCAUUGGCUUUUAUUAAAGCUAACUUUCCCUCCAUUGUUCAUCCAAACAUCUCUCCUCCACGUUCGCAAUGGCCACAUCAAUGGCCGCACUAUAUUGUGAUGUACAGUUCGCUUUGGGAGAGCAAUGAUGAUGUGAGGAAUUUUCUAGGGCAAUACUAUGGAAUCAAUGAAGCAUUGUGGAAUGCUGCAGGCCAUUGGGAUCCGCGUAGAGAAGGUCAUUUAUUAUUGUUAAAACUCUUAUGA